Molecule: messenger RNA, 1802 nt
Organism: Bolinopsis microptera
Lineage: Eukaryota; Metazoa; Ctenophora; Tentaculata; Lobata; Bolinopsidae
Exons: 3
Coding region: 108-1385 (425 amino acids)
Biological process (GO): G protein-coupled receptor signaling pathway
Cellular component (GO): membrane
Molecular function (GO): G protein-coupled receptor activity
Source: RefSeq, a predicted model, not a curated record
AUUUUAGAAUUUGUAAAAGAUUCAUGGUCCACCUAUAGCUCGCAGUUAUCACUACAUCCUGCUACAAGACGAUUACUGUAUAACCACACUCCGAUACCUUGCCCAGGAUGGAGAAGUACCACCUAAUAACAGGUUCCACAACCUGCUUCACCAACAGGUCCUUUGAAGCCUGUAAAGAAGUAGAAGAGCCUCUGCAAAUGUUCGAUGUAGCCAUCACUGGGGUACUCUCCGUCCUCCUCUUUUGCUCCAUAGCGGGUAACUGGAUAGUAAACAACAUCUUCAGAGUGUACACCGUGGUUAAAAAGGAGGGCAGUGUGUCUCACUUGUGUCUCUCUCACAUGGCAGCCUCUGAUCUGGUGUAUAGUUGCUUUGUCACACCUCUAACCCUGGCUGUACUUAUGACGGGGAAUAGAUUUGCUAUUGAUCCUGUGAACGAUGGCAAGCUGACAAUGCCUAUCAUUCAGGUAGUAGGAUUUACCAGUGAAGUUACAAGAAGAUCCUCACUUCUUUUCCUCACAAUAGUGGCAGUAGACCAGAUGGCUUUACUGUACCUUCCAACCAUCCACAAGGCUCACUUCACCAUGGUCUCUAUCAAAACAGCAGUGGGUUCCUGCUGGGUAGCCUCCAUUGUGUUUGGUAUCAUACCCUUCAUGAGUAACAGCGAGUACAGUUUCGUGGCGGACAUGGUGUCCCCUCAGUGGGAUAUGAUCCAGAUAUUUUCCACCGUGAAGAAGAACCCUAAACCCAGAGCGGUUGUGGCUGAAGAGAACUACAAACAGAUGACAUGGACGUUCAUACUGUGUGAGGCUAUCCCCAUCCUAGUUCCUGCUAUCUUCCUGCUGCUCUCCAACAUGGUUCUCAUCCUCAGGAUGGACUACAAGAAGAGAAGGGACCCUCAGCAUAGCGAGUCUCCGGCUAAGAAAAAGUACGAUCCUUUCUCUGUUUCUACCCGGGAGUUUGCUAUGAGGAUUGCUUCAAAUCUUGGGGACAUUCCCACAAUGACGGAUACACAAAAGAAAGCAAAAGAUCGUCAUAUGAACAAUAUGAUCAGGUCUCUAGCUAACGCCUCCAUCAACUCUCUCCGCCCCAUCACCUCAGUCUACCUGCUCUGUAACUGCCUGUGGCUACUCUCAAUCGGGUACAAAUGGUCCAAUAUAGACAAGGAUGAGCCUUAUCAGAUGUUUGGUUACCGUAGUUACAUGCACGUGGUUAACCUCGUGCUUGUGCACGUGUCCAUUGCCAUGACACCCCUGCUUCAUUUCCUGAGUUCUGGACAGAUGCGGCAGGGAUUGGUUGUUAUGAUGGCAGGGUAUACCAGCGUCUCUGAUUUCAAAAAUUAUACCGGCCUUCGGAAACGCUCUAAAACCAGCUUGAAUCUCCGAUAGUUUGAAGAUGUUUAAUCAUGCUACCUGCUCAAACGAGUAUUUACAAGCAAGUCUGACUUUAACACUUAUCUUACACCUGACAAACUAAAAAGCGAAUUUCCUGAGGAUCUUAGUUGCCUCAAAAUCGUAGAAUAGCUUCGUGUAUGAAAUUGUCUACCCUUCUGGUUGAUGGUUUUGGUGAACCCUAGUAACGCUUCCCGUAAAUUAGAAUUAUAAUAGUAACUACUGUGUGUUGUGAUAUCCCUUCGCAUUACCUUUUCAAAUACAUGAUGUGAAACAGUAAAAACUUGGCAUUAGACAGGGUAGAUCUUUAAUUGCUUUAAAAUGGGUUUGAUUGACUGAAAGUCAAAACAAUGAAUGCAAUAUUUUAUCUUGACUGAAAUGUUUAAAAAGAUUAUUUCUACUCUUGUCUUGAUG